GCAGCCGCGCACUAUUAUGAUGGCAACGCCGCGUUGUACUGCUCCGUUUAUAGGAAAAUAAAAAACUAUCGUUGUUACUCGUUUAGUCUCGUGUCUCGUUCGACGUUAUAUUUAUAUUUUAUAGCACCGAUUCGGCGGCCGACACCGACCGCAGCCCGACGUACCGGGUCGUCGCGCAAAUUAUGGAGAAGUUGGACUACGAUUUUGACGCGUGCGGAGGCCUGAUGCCCCAAAUACAGGCCCUUAUUGCGCCUCCGCCUAGCGAAGAGAAGGGCAGGCGCAGAGAAACAAAGCAUCCGUACUAUAGGAGGCCAGGCAAAGGUCACAAUCAUGACUGUUGCGAUGCUUGCGGAGAGGGCGGAGACCUUUUGUGCUGCGACAAGUGUCCCGCAUCAUUCCACUUGCUUUGCCACGAUCCUCCUUUAAAUGAAGAGGAUAUACCCACAGGGAUGUGGUUAUGCCAUAAUUGUAAAUUUAAUAAUGCUCAGAAUGCCCCGCCAAUUACAAAACAGAUAGAGAAAUUAAAGAGAGACGUAAUUGAAAGUCCAGCAACUUCAAAAUCUGCAACACCGAUAUCAUUCUCAGUCACAAAUGCCACCAACGAAACAACUGGCCAGUUGUGUAGACUCUUCUGGCGGAGAGAUUCCGAGCAAGAUUUGAUAGGUCCUGCAGAAGCAAAAGAGAUUGCUUUAGGAGUUGCAGAAACAGUACCAGAGGUGGAGAUGACCAAAGUGGAAGAAUUUGUGGCACUGAAGGAAUUAGUAGAUAUCAAGUUGGAGAGUGAACCUUUGACUAAAGAACCAGCUGCUGACCAGGAUCUGCAGCCCCUCAAGACGCUUAUUCAAGCUGCUGCACAGCUUAAUCCUAAAGAAUUUGAGCUUCCGUAUGAGUUCAUGGAACCCAUCACUCUUCCAGGCACAGAGAAAGCCAUGCUAAGGAGAGGGAAGAGUAAAAGAAAACCCCAUGAGCUUGAUAAUGGAUUGGUCCCUUUGCCAGCCAAACUUUGUCACGAAUGUCACAAGAGUUGCCGGUUGGCCCCUCUUUUAGCCUGUGACUACUGUCCUCUUCUUUUCCAUUUGGAUUGUCUGACUCCUCCUUUGACCACUGUUCCCAGUGGGAGAUGGAUGUGUCCUGCGCACUCCAAUCAUUCUGUGGACCAAAAACUUCUUCAAUCUAGUGGGGCUACGGAAAGGCUUCGAUUAUGGGACCAAUAUUGUGUGGCUCCGAUUGAUCCAGAAGCCAUCAAAAUCAACUUCCUGAGGCAUUCACGGAUUUCUCAAAGCUAUCAUAGAAAAAGAUUGCCUAGAGUUAAACUUUGCGCUAAAAAUACUGCAAAGAUACCUGAGGCAGUACGACAGCACUACAUGGACCCAAAACCUUUGGUACCCCUAGGGGGCCCUUUACUUACCAUGGUAACUCCUGCUGACACUAUUCCUAAGGAAUCUACCAAAGAGGAGCAAGAUUUGUGGCUGAUGAGUGUAAUGGCCCUGCAAACAAGCAUUGCUUCACAUCUUCAUCUCAAGCACAAGGACUCUAAAUCUAAUCAUGCAAAAGUGCAACCAGUUGAAAACAAUGCACAAUUACACAGUAAUGGAGGUUUGUGCAAUGGUUACUUGGAUGUUGACAUGGACAAAUCCCAAAGCAAAAGCUUUAGUUACCCUUCAAACCAGUCAAGAAAGCUAGCUGCGCUCUUGCAGGGAAACAUUUUUUCAGGGAAGGAAUCUGAUCUGGAAUUUUUAGAUGAUUCCUUGAUACGAGCACUGGCCAUGCAACGACUCCAAGAAUUAACAUCCGGAGCUCCUUACAUGCCAAUAGCCAAGCCUAACGCCCAACUCGCCCCUUGCAUAUCACUGCCGCUGUCAUCCAUAUACAUCCCACAGAAUAUUGCAACCAAGGCUGCAAUUUACCCUGUAGUUUCCUGUAAAGUUAUUAAAGAACUUGCCCACUGCUUGGCAUUGCAACAGCUCUCUAUUGGAUUGGGCUCUAAUGUUGACAUCGAUCUCUCCAGAUACGGCCACUGUAAUUUUGUAUCAUCUCUACACGCUCUCAUUUUCUACGAUAACAGCACAAAAGAAUUUGAACUGAUGAACUAUAGCGAGCAUGGUACAGUGAUAGACAGUAUCUUUUAUUGUAUUGAGGAGAGCCAGAUUGAAGUUUAUCAACCUCCUCAGCCAAACUACAAUCCCCGAGAUCCACCUUUGGCCUUUGGCGCAAGGAAAAUUUUGGCUGCAAGAAGGCGUAGAUGGAAGUGUACAAAUGAUGCGUUGAAAGAAGAACCUGAAAAGGCAAAUUUGAAAUCACCUAUUACUAAUUACGAAGAACUGCCAGAUGAAAAUGCAAAUAAAGAAUUUGAGGAGCUGAGGAUCAAGAAAAGAAUAAGUUCCUUGCAAAAAAAAUGCAAUUGCAACACAAAACGCUUGGAAAAACUGAAAGCACAAGGGCCAGGAUGGGAAGGCACAGCCAUCCUUAAGCACGGGUCUCUCCUCAAAUUCGGUUGCCUUCAGUUCAUCUUUGCACGAUCUUGGCCAGAGAGUAUUGAAGAGAAUAGCAUUUUGUCAACUAAUUUGUAACUUCUGUACUAAAUUAGAAUAAUUGAGCAGGUAAAGAUUAAAAAAAAGUACAACUUGUUAUUUGUGAGUAAGACAUAAUGAUCGGCAUCUAUUUAGAAGCAGAACUAUUAUUGGGGGACAUUCACUACAGAUAUCCUCCCUGGCUAACUAUACUUCAUGGUUAUCCCCGAAGGACGUCUAAAGUUAAUGUCACCCAUUAUAUUGCUGAAAAGCGAAUUUUUAUUUUAUUAUGAAUCUGUAAAUUUAAGUUCCCAAAUCUCAAGAAUUGACGCAAUAAUGUUGAUCAAAUUGAAAUGUAGUUGAAUAUUAAAUUCUGACGUUAAAAUACUAUAAUUCUGAAGUAAAUUACUGUUGUUUAUUCUACUCAAGUCAUUGUAUUGUAGUUUUUUUAGUAUUAAUUUAAAUCCGACUUCCUUGCAAAUUUAAUAAGAAGUUUCUGCAUGAUACAACACAGAAAAUCUGCUUUCGGUUGCAACCCUAAUUCAAGAGAUGUAUUUUCUUGGAAAUAAAAACGCAGCAGAACUUCUAUUUCAUCAAAAAGUGAAUGACUUGAGUGCCAAAAAGUUCCACAACUUCGUUGAUGUUAACCUUAAAUUAAUGAGUUAUUUAUAUAUCUAAAUAAAAAGUUUCUUGAAAUUGCUCUGAAAUUAGAAUCACUAUAAUUAAGUAAAGAAAAAUCCAAAUAAUGGCCAAACAGUAGAAUUAUUUAUUAUUUACAACUUUUGGGAAAUAAAAAGGUUCAACAUAUUACUCAG
Neocloeon triangulifer is the source of this 3325-nucleotide messenger RNA. RefSeq names its product PHD finger protein 12. Gene Ontology annotation, cellular component: nucleus; Sin3-type complex. The record is from RefSeq and is a predicted model, not a curated record. The coding region runs from base 183 to 2570 and encodes 795 amino acids. Gene Ontology annotation, molecular function: protein binding; transcription corepressor activity. Lineage: Eukaryota; Metazoa; Arthropoda; Insecta; Ephemeroptera; Baetidae. Gene Ontology annotation, biological process: negative regulation of transcription by RNA polymerase II. The transcript is spliced from 15 exons.